This is a messenger RNA of Nestor notabilis (Kea), 1256 nucleotides long. RefSeq names its product ras GTPase-activating-like protein IQGAP2. The annotation marks the transcript as partial. The transcript has 6 exons. Gene Ontology annotation, biological process: regulation of actin cytoskeleton organization. NCBI's taxonomy places the organism in Eukaryota, Metazoa, Chordata, Aves, Psittaciformes, Psittacidae. Gene Ontology annotation, molecular function: GTPase activator activity; calmodulin binding; actin filament binding. Gene Ontology annotation, cellular component: cytoplasm. The record is from RefSeq and is a predicted model, not a curated record.
GACCAAAAGACUCAUUGUGGAUGUGAUACGAACACAGCCAGGGGAUACGCUCUUAGAAAUAUUAGAAACACCAGCCACUGUGCAACAGGAAUCUGAGCACCUGAAACUUGCAGAAAAGCGUGCCAUCUUAAAUUCCAAAACUCCAGAGAAAAUGAAGCACAGUCAGUCUAUUUUCGAAGAUGGACAGCUACCAAUAGAACAAAAGAAAAGGAAAAUUCAGAGAAAUCUCCGGACAUUGGAACAAGCAGGACUAGUGUCUUCAUCAACUAAGUACCAAGAAAUUAUAAAUGAGAUCGCUAAGGAUAUCCGGAAUCAAAGAAGAUACAGACAUCACCGAAAAGCUGAAUUGGUGAAACUCCAGCAGACUUUGAAUGCACUUAACUCCAAGACAGCAUUUUAUGAAGAACAAAUUAAUUAUUACAACACCUACAUAAAAACUUGCUUAGACAACUUAACAAGAAAAAAUUCACGGAGGUCAAUUAAAGUAGAUGGGAAAGAAGAGGUGAAGGGAAGCAAAAAACUGAAGCAGACCUCAUUAAAGUACACAGCUGCAAGACUGCAUGAAAAAGGCGUCAUCUUAGAAAUUGAAGAUCUUCAAACCAACCAGUUUAAGAACGUGAUGUUUGAUAUCACACCUGGAGAAGAAGUGGGUGACUUUGAAAUCAAAGCAAAAUUUUUGGGGGUUGAGAUGGAAAAAGUGCAGCUCCAUUUCCAGGAUUUGCUUCAGAUGCAGUACGAAGGUGUGGCUGUAAUGAAAAUGUUUGAUAAGGCUAAAGUGAACGUGAAUUUGCUCAUAUUCUUGUUGAAUAAGAAGUUCUAUGGAAAAUGAGUGUCUUCAACUAUCAUGGUCUGCAUUCAUCAGUGUGAAGUCUGUUCAGUAUUUUUUUUUUUUCCUUUUAAAUAUUCGUUUGGAGUUUGUCAUUGUAGACGCUUUAACUUUUAAAAAAACCUAAAACACCAAAUGUUCAAAGGAAUGUACACAGUGCCUUUCAGCACUGAAAAUGAAGCAGAAAAAUAGGAUAUAGAUUAAAUUAAAUAGUUCCAGAUUUCAUUGGUGUUGGUACUUUUAAAUCAAAAUAUUGUUUAGGACGCUCUGCUAUUGUGGUUGUAUGGAUUUUAAGGUAGGCAGAAAUUGAUUUUAGUUGAAUAUAUAAACCUCUUCCUAUUAAAACAUUUUUAAAUGACCUUGGAUAUAUAAUAUAGUUCUUAUUAGACUCUAAGUAUUUACUAAAAGAAAUCCUAAUUUGUCUCUAGGG